Messenger RNA from Crotalus tigris (Tiger rattlesnake), 4234 nucleotides. RefSeq names its product Rho guanine nucleotide exchange factor 15 (gene ARHGEF15). The coding region runs from base 142 to 2733 and encodes 863 amino acids. Gene Ontology annotation, biological process: activation of GTPase activity. The record is from RefSeq and is a predicted model, not a curated record. Gene Ontology annotation, molecular function: protein binding; guanyl-nucleotide exchange factor activity. NCBI's taxonomy places the organism in Eukaryota, Metazoa, Chordata, Lepidosauria, Squamata, Viperidae. The transcript has 15 exons.
AAGGAUGAGUGCUCUCAGGUCACCGAAGUGCCAGGUGGCCCACCUCAGCCCUUGGACAAGCUGCAGAAAUCUGGUGCCGUUCGCAAGAUCGUGGUACACUUCGAUCGAGCGGGACCUCCAGAGAAGGAAGAAGCCGAAAAAAUGGUCCGAUCGCCGCCUUCCAGCUGCCAGCAGGAUGAGAACCAGGAAGAGAAGGCCAUUAAAGAAAAAGAGGUCCAGGAUGGGUUGGAUCCCUGCAAGGAUACCCAGCCAUCCGUAUUGUCGAUGGUGGAGCAGAACGGGCUGGAUUUGCCCACUUCCUGCCUGUCCGGCUGCCCCUGUGUUUGCCAUCAACAAAACCCAGGGAUGGUCUUGGUUUGGGUCCCUGCAACGUCCCGGCUGCAGGAGGGGGAUAUGGAGAACGGGCUGGCCUCAGACGUAUCAUCCUCUGCCGAUGAAGGGGGGGGCUCCUUCCAAAAAUUCCUGGGACUCGGUGCACCGCCUACCCAGCCUUCCUCCAUUGCAGCGGGCAGGGUCCCGAAAUCUCGCCGCUUGUCCCGAAGCAAAAAGCCUGUUGACUCCCCGCCGUCCACCAACGGGCAUCCCGAAGGGGGUGUCGUCCUGACAAGUUACCGUUCCACAGCUGAGCCCCUUCCCCUACGCUGCCCGCCGUUGAUGCCCAAGCCGCCCCGUCGCAACAAGGGAGGUGGCUCUCUCUCUCUGGAUGGCGAGCUCCUACCUCCGGCCAUCCCACCGAAAGCCCCCGUGAAACCGCCUCGCAGCUCCUUGGGACCCUCGGCUCGUCGGAGUUCCCUCCAAUACCCGCUUGAGAUGAACCACCUUCCUGGCCGAGUCUCCCCUUUUGCUGUUGGGGAAGGCUUUCUCAUGUUGCCUCCCCCCACCCAGCCACCCCCACCUCCCCCCAAUUCUCAGACCCCUCCGCCCCUCCCCAUUUCUCAGACUCGCUCCCAGAUGUGCUCAGCCCCCCCUCUGCCCUCCCAGCCCCCUCCCCUGCUGCCCCAAGGUCUCCCUCCUCCGCCAACUCAGCCACCGCCACCUCUGGAAAGUUCACCUCUGGAUGACAGCCCUUUUCAAGGUGGCUGUGAAAAUGAAGAGAGCAGUUUCAGCGACUCGGAGACGGACAAGUCAGACAACAGGCACUCUUCGGUGCUACCGUCUAAGAGUCCAGACUGGGGGCUUUGCUUGCAGGAUGAGCCUUUGUAUCAAACGUAUCGCCAGGCUGUCAUCUCCAAAGAGAUCAAGAGGCAAACGGUUCCCCGCAACAGUAGUUUCAGCAGCUCGGACUACAGAGCCCCUUCUCCUGGCGAAGGGUCGAUGGGGCCCCAGGGCUCCAUCCCUCAUAGCACCCUUUGGCAGGAGCUGCCCGCUGUACGAGAAAGUGGCGUUUUGGAAAACAUCAGCCCAGAAGAAAGGAAAAUGCAGGAGAGUCUCUUUGAGGUGGUGACCUCUGAAGCCUCUUACCUACGCUCGCUCACCCUUCUGAUCGAGCACUUCAUGGAGUCUCGGGAGCUGGCUGGCACCAUCCUUCUGCGCGAGCACCGCAUUCUUUUCUCCAACAUACGCAAAGUCCAAGAAGUCAGCGAAAGGUUCUUACAGGAUCUGGAAUGGCGGUUGGCUGAAAGCCUGCAGAUCUCAGACGUUUGUGAUAUUGUAGAGGAUCACGCUCAACAGAGCUUCUCAGUCUACAUUGAUUACGUCCGUAACCAGCUCUACCAGGAGAAGACCUAUAGUAGCCUCAUGGAGAAGAACCCCCAGUUUGCCAUCGUUGUCACCCGACUCCAGGAGCAGCCCCAGUGCCAACGCCUCCCCUUCAUGUCUUUCUUGCUGCUUCCUUUCCAGAGGAUCACUCGUAUCAAGAUGCUCUUGGAGAAUAUUCUGCGCCGGACGGAGGAAGCUUCUUUGCGAGAACAAAAUGCCAUGAAAGCUCUAGCUUCUGUUUCCAAGAUCAUCGAGGAAUGUAACUCCGAGGUCGGCCGGAUGCGUCAUAUGGAAGAGCUGAUCCACACGGCCAGCAAGAUUGAGUUUGAUAAGCUGAAGGCCAUUCCAAUCAUAUCUCAGAGCCGACAGCUGCUAAAGCAGGGAGAGCUCCUGGAAGUUGUGCAUCGGGGCACCAUCUUUGGCAACAAGCCCAAACUGGUCCCCAUCUACCUGUUCCUCUUCAAUGACCUGCUGCUGGUCACUCAGCGCAAGAGCUCAGAACGCUUUGUGGUGCUGGAUUAUGCCCAUCGCUCGCUAGUCCAGGCCCAGAGCUGCGAGGACGCCUCCACCGGCCAAAAUGCAGAGAACAGCUUCUAUCUGACAUUGAUGGAGAACCACCAAGGGCGGAGUAGUGAACGCCUCUGUCGCGCCCCGACGCAAUCCGAUAUGCACCGCUGGAUGGGUGCUUUCCCAUGCCAUGAAUCCCAGGCUAAUAACAAGCAGGAAACCAUCUAUGAAGAUUGGGAUUGUCCCCAGGUUCAGUGCACAGAGACCUACAGCGCAACUCAGGCAGACGAGCUGAAUCUCGAACCAACAGACAUAAUCAACGUGUUACGCAAAACCGAGGGCUGGUACGAGGGCAUACGCCUAGCCGAUGGCAAGAAGGGCUGGUUCCCCUCUUCCUACGUGCAGGAGAUCACAAACGAACACGUACGCCGCCGCAACCUCCGUGAACGUUACCGUGUCCUCCAGGUGGCUCGCCAGCUGCAGCUGAUGCGCACCAAUUGCGUCAAAAGCAAGUACAGCUCAGCCUGAGACUGAAACCGCACAGUCAACAAAGCAAGUGACAGGGACACCCGGCUUGCAAUCAAUCUCAUGGCUGGACUCAAGGCUCGACUUCCAUUUCGCUGGGCGUGGAGCAGCAUUUGCCUCAAGAGGGCGCUGAAGACGGGGAGGAUGGUAGAGAGCAGUGGUGUUUCGGCUGAAAGGGCGGCCGAAGGGUGAGAGAGCGGAAGAGAGAGAUGCAAGCAUGCCCAGUUGACUGUCCGAAGUUUAUGGCAGCUGCAAUGCCAUACGCUAGCCAGUAGAGGCAGCAAAGGCAUUACUUCAAACACAUCCCUUCUGCCAGAAGGGGGCGACAACUGCAUUUUCAGUUGCAUUGCAGAGUUUACAGACUUGGCAACAACGACCUGUUGCGAUUGUUCCCAAGUUGUGUCCUAACUCCUCCGACUCUGCUUGGCAUCUCAGUAUUCCUGAGGGAUGACCGUGAACCUUCUCAGAGGAUUGGCGUAAAGAGGUGACACUCAUCUUCGCACGCUCAUCUUGUACCUUGAGAUAGCAACGGUGCCAUAUUUUAGGAGGUUCCCGGAUCCGAGAUAACGAUCAAAUGGAUUAUUGCCUUGUUGUUUAACCAGAAGGGUCUGUUCGACCUGAGCAGGUGUUCUACUUGCCCCACCGUUUUUUUGCAAUGACUUAUCCACCUGUUCAGAUACAUGUAACGAUUCAGGCCUACCACCCGUAGCCUUGUUUUGGAGCUAGUUGCAGGCUGGUUUGCAUUUCACCUACGUCGACACAUGUAUGUGCCUUGCCCUUCGCUGGUAGAACUCUGGUAGGCAGAACAGACUUCACCCCCCGCCCCCGUAAAAGGCGUCUUGCAAACGGGAUCCACACUGGUAUUACCAAUACCCUUAUCCUGAACCUGGUGCUGCCACGGCCAAUACUUCAAACCUUCCCAGUGGUCCUUAACCUGGACUCAGGUGAGCACCGUCCUCUACCUCAGUUCCUGUCCCUUCUGAGGCCAGGAAUCCAGGACUCUGUGGACCCAGCUGAUUCUAGCUCUUCUUCCCACCCUCGAGAGCUCAACAAACUUUUCUCCUUCAUGCUAACCCAGUGUUUCCCAAACUUGACAAUUUUAAGGCAUGAGGACUUCAACUCCCAGAAUUCCACAGCCAGCAACGCUGGCUGUGGAAUUCUGGGAGUUGAAGUCCACAUGCCUUAAAAUUGUCAAGUUUGGGAAACACUGUGCUAACCUGCCUUGACUACCCUGGAUUUUUCUCCUUUGCAAAAGCAAGGAAUUGCUCUUCUCUCACCUCCCCGUCUGGGAAGCUCACCACGGAUCGGCUCGUAUUUAUUAAAUGUGUUGCCCUCUUUCACUCUCGACCUGGAGGAAUUGCGGCUUUGGGGGGGGGGGGAAGGAAAGCGGAGGAGAUUGUAUUUUAAUUUAUUCUGCGCCAUAUUUGCUUGCGGUGUGUGACCUUUCUUGUGUUUUUUUUUUAAAAAUCCCAAACGGCCUUUUUUUUUUUUAAAAAAAAAAAAA